This is a messenger RNA of Daphnia magna, 1432 nucleotides long. RefSeq names its product N-acetylglucosamine-6-phosphate deacetylase. The record is from RefSeq and is a predicted model, not a curated record. Bases 140 to 1375 code for a protein of 411 amino acids. Gene Ontology annotation, biological process: N-acetylglucosamine catabolic process. Gene Ontology annotation, molecular function: N-acetylglucosamine-6-phosphate deacetylase activity. Lineage: Eukaryota; Metazoa; Arthropoda; Branchiopoda; Diplostraca; Daphniidae. The transcript is spliced from 9 exons.
UUUGGCUUCACGUUCAAAAACGGCACGAAGAGGUCAUUCUCUCAUACUCCCAUAGAAACAUAGACACCAAACAAUCCAUGCUUUUGCAGUGCUUUUGGGUUAGUUUCGAUUGUCAUCCAGUCAACCAACAGCAAACAGUAUGAAAAGUGAUAUUAUCCAAUUUCACAAUUGCUUUAUUUUGCGUGAUGGGCAAAUCAUUAAAGAGGAUUUAUGGACCUGUGAAGGAAAAAUUGUAGACCCAGAGCCAAUUUUCUUCGACAAGAAAGACUAUGCUGACAUAAAAAUUGACUGUCAAGGACUUUUGAUUGCCCCUGGGUAUAUUGAUUUACAAGUCAAUGGUGGAUUUGGAGUUGACUUUUCACGAGAUAGUGAAACAAUUGACCAAGGCUUGGAUGUGGUAGCUAAAGGGCUUUUGGUUUAUGGGACUACCUCAUUUUGCCCUACUCUUGUCACCUCAUCUCCUGAGUUCUAUCAUCAGGUUGUAGGGAAAAUAAAGAAAACUCCGGGAAGCUCCAAGGGGGCAGAAAUCCUUGGCAUACAUGUUGAGGGACCAUUUAUCAAUAAUGACAAGAAGGGUGCACAUGAGAAAAAAUUCAUUCACAAGUUCAAUCAUGGCGCCAAUUCGAUUGAAGAAGUGUAUGGAAAGGACUGGAGGAAUAUUUCGAUGGUUACGCUUGCACCUGAGUUGGAAAAUUCAACAGAGGCUAUUAAACAUUUGACUAGCAAUGGCGUAACCGUUUCCUUGGGUCAUUCGAUGGGCAGCCUAGUUCAGGGUGAAGAAGCAGUGAGGAACGGUGCUUCCUUCAUCACGCACCUUUUUAACGCCAUGCUGCCGUUCCAUCACCGAGAUCCUGGCCUUAUCGGCUUACUGGCCUCAUCUAAAAUUCCACCGGGAAAAACCGUUUACUACGGCAUCAUAGCCGACGGUAUUCACACUCAUCCUGCUGCGCUUCGUAUCGCAUACAGAACCCAUCCGAAAGGACUUGUUCUAGUAACGGAUGCCAUAUCAGCGCUUGGGCUGGAACCUGGCCAAUACAAGCUCGGUUACCAGGACGUUGAAGUGAAAGAAAAUUGUGCAAUGCUAUCUGGAACCACAACGCUGUGCGGGGCGAUUGCUUCGAUGGACAAAUGUGUUCGCCAUUUGAAACGUGCCACAGAGUGUUCAACAGUGGAAGCUCUUGAAGCAGCCACUCUCCAUCCAGCCUGUGCUUUAGGCAUUCAGGAUCGUAAAGGGUCCCUUCUCUUUGGACGCGAUGCAGAUUUAGUAAUGCUUGAUCACGAACUUAACGUCGUUUCUACCUGGAUUGCGUCUGAAAGAGUUUAUCAGAACCCAGUCGCCUUGGAAUUGAUAGUGCAAAGAGUAACGAAGAUAUAAAUUUUUGCUACAUCAGUUAUUUUGUGGUAAAUAGGAAUAUAUUAAAAAACCAGAUAA